Camellia sinensis is the source of this 2414-nucleotide messenger RNA. Lineage: Eukaryota; Viridiplantae; Streptophyta; Magnoliopsida; Ericales; Theaceae. The record is from RefSeq and is a predicted model, not a curated record.
UGCGUAGGAUAGGUUUAGAAAUACUUCGUUCUAGUAGCGGAAAAUUGGGAAAUUUUGAAAGUUGAAAAGUUGAAGAGUUGGACCGAACUUGUGAAUGCACUGCCUAUGAAAACACAAGUGUCCUAAAUAUUAUUGUAUAGGAAAUGAAAAUAUACUUGUGAGGGUAAUGGAGCAAUGUCUGCAAUUGUUGAUUUGAUUAUUCAACUUAAACAUUUUCAGCACUUUAUCUAAUCUGCCAAGCCCAAUUCAAACACAUUCCCAAGACCAAGAUUUUGUUAUAAGAAAAUUGUCCACACUACCUAUCCUAGAUCCUUUUCUUAGAAUAUGAUUUCCAUCCCAAAAUAUUUGAAAUGAAAUGAGCAAAAUUAACUCACUUUUCGUUGUUUGAGUUCUGAUUCAUGAAUUUUCUUUUAUUGUUCUUCUCAAUCAACAGGUCUGAAUCAAAGCUUAUCGAAGAAAUUGUUGAGAAAAUUUUUGAUUAUUUAAAUGUGUAUUCAAGUGUUGAUGAAGGCCUAGUUGGAAUGGAUUCUCAUAUGGAGGAAUUGAUAAAAUUGCUAGGUUUAGGGAAUGAUAAUGCUCGUAUCGUUGGGAUAUGGGGAAUGGGUGGAAUAGGUAAGACAACUAUUGCUCAAGUUGUUUAUGACCAUAUCUCUUGGCAAUUCGAUGGUUGCUGCUUCAUUGAGAAUGUUAGAGCUGUUUCAAAAGAACGUGGUAUAACGUUUCUUCAAGAACAACUCGUUUCUAAAAUCUUGAUAGAGAAAGAUCGAAAAGUAAGCAGCAUCAGUAGUGGAAAAAGUAUGAUAAAGAGAAUUAUAAGUCGUAAAAAGGUUCUCAUUGUUCUUGAUGACGUGGAUGAAUCGAUAGACUUGGAAAACCUGCUUGGAGAGCAUGAUUGGUUCAGUUCUGGAAGUAAAAUCAUUAUAACAACUAUAGAUUUGCAUGUGUUAAACACAUGUGGCACAACACAUACAUAUAAGGUUCAUGAAUUAAAAAAAGAUGAAGCUGUUAAACUCCUUAUAUCGAAAGCCUUUAGAAAAGACAAGCAAAUAGGAGGUUAUGGAAACCUCCUAGAUCGUGCAGUGGAGUACUGUAAAGGAGUUCCUUUAGCUCUCAAAGUUUUGGGUUCUUUUCUUCAUGAUCGAAAAGAAAUUUACUGGGAAAGUGCUUUAAAAAGAUUAGAACGAAGUCCUCUUCCAGGAGUUGAAGAAGUACUCAAAAUAAGUUACGAUGCAUUGGGUUGGGAAGAUAAGGAAAUAUUCCUAGAUAUUGCAUUUUUUUUCAAACAGAAAUACAUAAAUGAUGCAACAAAAAUCCUAGAAAGUUUUGGCUUCCAACCCACUAUCGCAAUAGAGCUUCUAGUUGAAAAGUCACUGAUAAUUAUUUCACACGGUAGGCUGUUUAUGCAUGAUUUGAUACAAGAAAUGGGGAGAAAUAUUGUUCGCCAAGAAUCACCUAAAGAGCCUGGACAACGCUGUAGGUUGUGGCUUUAUGAAGAUAUAAAACAUGUACUGAUGAAUGAUACGGGAACAGAAAAGCUGGAAGGCAUAGUUAUGAAGUAUCCUGACCUAGGAAAUCGUGAUCCAAAGGAUUUUGGGUUUCCAGAAGAGUUGAAGUUGAGCGGUAACGCUUUUGCAAAGAUGAGGAGCCUAAGAAUUCUCAUAAUUCAUUGUUUUCUCCGUUCUAAAGACCUCAAAUAUCUUCCUAACAAUUUAAGAAUUAUAUUUCCUGGAAGUGACAUCCCGAAGUGGUUCAACCAUCAAAGUAAUAAUGAGUCUCCAGUAUGUUUGAAGUUUAAUAGCAGGUUCUUGGGAAUUGCUAUUUCUCUUGUUGCAAUCGGAGAAGAGGAUGUAUUGGAUCCUCUUUGUUUUAAUAUGAGGCAUAAGACCGUACUUUUUACUUCAUGGACGACAAAAUGCCCUUCUAUUCAAUCUGAAAAUGUAGGAGUGAUCUACUUGACACUCCGAAAUGAAUUAUUAGAUUCAAUGGUGGAGAAUUUAAAUGAGGGUGAAGAAUUUAAAGUUGAAUGGGAUUGUAAGGAAAUUGUUAAAAAAUGUGGGGUUCGUUUGGUUUACAAAGAAGAUUUUGAAAGGAAUGAUCAUCAAGCAUCCCAAGAUGACAAUUUGAUUGUUGUGUCCCAAGGAGUUGAAAAUGCUAAUAACGCUCCAUUAAAGAGAAUGCCUAGUGGAAGUGGCGACUUUCAGGAAGAGGACUGUCCCAAUAUCAAAAGGCCUAGGCUUGCCCAACCUAACAGAGUGGGAGCAUGGAAGAAGAGGAAGUUACCUAAUAGGAAGAAGAUGAAGCUGAUGUGGAUGUCUAGGUGGCACAAACAGGUGAUGUGGAUCAAAAGCAACCAAUCACGCAGAAGGACGGUGGUCUAGUCAACCGCUACGGGUCAUAUGUGAAUUUGAUUUCAA